AUGGAGCGUGGUCAUGGAAUGUAUUACACGCCAGCAACAUUUUCCGAAUAUCCUUCACAGAUGUAUCAGUAUCCUUUUGAAGGUCAUCACACUGAUACUUCUGCGAGCGAACAUUCAUUCGGUGGUGUUGCGGAAACACAAGCUCAUUUUUCAUGGCCCACUAUGACUCCUUCGCAGCAGCACGAUGCCCCCAUGGCAACACCUAACGCCCCAUUUGCUCCGCAAUGGAAUGUACCCGGAGCAAUACCUGAUAUGGGCGACUUAUUAGGUGUUGAUUUGCGUCAGGAGUUUUCUGUUGAGGCUGAGCAAGCAGAAGCGGGGAGACAACGCGGCAGAAGAAAUCCUGAUCCUAAAGCCACGAAAACAAAACAAAGACAAGCUCAAAGGCAUGGGCAAUUGCAAAAGAAUGAAGCUCUGAAGCAGUUGCAAGAAAAGGGAAAUGAAGUAGAUGAAGCAGGUGCAACAAAAGGGGGAAAUUAUAGGGUAUUUAAAGACCCUAAAUCGCCAAAGGAUCUGGCGUUUUCAGGUGACCUCGCCAACACUAAUGGCGCUUUCACUUUCUGCAAAAAGCUGCUGCUACAGGCUAGGGGUAAAGCGCUGGUUUGA
Molecule: messenger RNA, 606 nt
Organism: Glycine soja
Lineage: Eukaryota; Viridiplantae; Streptophyta; Magnoliopsida; Fabales; Fabaceae
Exons: 2
Coding region: 1-606 (201 amino acids)
Source: RefSeq, a predicted model, not a curated record